AUGAAACGUGGUCGUUACGUGUUGUACGUGUCCACACACAUAAGCAACGAGAGCAACCAAAAUGGACGGGAAACCAGCGGCGUGUGUCGUGACAUUCGCCGCGCUGCAUUAAGAACGACGUGUUUAGGGUUACCUGCAUCACAUCCCCAUCCGCCUGCCCCCUACAGCACUCCCACUGCCUCAUUCCCCCUCUCGCAAGCCCCCUUCCGCAAUCCCCCUUCCGCAUUCUCCCUUCCGCAUCCCCCCUGUCGUAUUCCCCCUGCCGCAUCCCCCAUCACUCGUUUACGGAGCCCCCCCUUCCGCAUUCCCCCUUCCGCAUCCCCCCUGCCGCAUCCCCCCUGCCUCAUUCCUCCUCACUCCACCCCGAUUCCACAAACCCCCUUCCGCAUCCCCCCUGCAUCAUUCCCCCUGCCUCAUUCCCUUUACGCACGCCCCCUUCCGCAAUCCCCCGUCCACACUCCCCCUUCCGCUUCCCCUUUCCGCAUUCCCCCUUCCGCAUCCCCCUUCCGCAUCCCCCUUCCGCAUCCCCCUUCCGCAUUCCCCCUUCCGCAUACCCUUUCGCAAUCCCCCUUCCGCAUCCCCCUUCCGCAUUCCCCCUUCCACAUACCCUUUCGCAAUCCCCCUUCCGCAUCCCCCCUGCAGCUUUCCCCCUGCCUCAUUCCCUCUACGCACGCCCCCUUCCGCAUUCCCCCGUCCACACUCCCUCUUCCGCAUCCCCUUUUCGCAUUCCCCCUUCCGCAUCCCCCUUCCGCAUCCCCCUUCCCCCUUCUUCCCUCACUGUCCCACUAA
Molecule: messenger RNA, 789 nt
Organism: Closterium sp. Naga37s-1
Lineage: Eukaryota; Viridiplantae; Streptophyta; Zygnematophyceae; Desmidiales; Closteriaceae
Source: the annotation of a GenBank genome assembly